Molecule: messenger RNA, 1290 nt
Organism: Acanthocheilonema viteae
Lineage: Eukaryota; Metazoa; Nematoda; Chromadorea; Rhabditida; Onchocercidae
Source: the annotation of a GenBank genome assembly
AUGUCUGAUGAAGGAAGAUGGUUCAACGAUGAGAUUGUGCAGUUAUCCAAUGAGGAAUUUAUGUAUAUUAAGGGACAGAUGACUCAGGAAUGGCAGCUGUGUCCCAUAGGUGUGCUCGGUUCUUUGCACAGUACCAUACUGAAAUUGUUGUUCUUUUCUGCUUUGAAACGAUUUCUUGUAUUUUUAUACGCAAAAGGAAUAGUCAAGGAACUCACGCUACAUGUAACCUUCGUAGCUUCUGGACUGUUUAUAAUAGGAACCCAAAAUAAUUUCUUACCAAUUUGUACAUAUAUUAUGUUCACUGUUAUAUUACCAUAUUAUAAAUUUCUCUUUAACAAGCAAACUAAGCAAUACUUCUUCACAGCUAAAGAAUUUAUGUCAAUGCGCGGCAUACUGAUGAUUAUGUUAAUGAAAAUUACUUCAUUGUCAUUUGAUCUUUCCAAUGACUUCAAUGGCAAUAUCACAUUGUUGCACUUACUCUCCUACAUGUUUGACAGUUCAACUGUAUUAUUUGGUCCAUGGGUUACUUACAAACAGUAUCAAGACUCGUUAUACCUGAGGGAAUUCAAAGUAGAAAUCAUUAAUUGUUUUCGUGCUCUCAGCUACAUUGUUCUGUCACUGUUGGCUGUUAUCCAUUCGUCCUGCAUUGCCGACAGUUUUGUCGAAUUGCCUUUCGUUGGAGCAUACUUUGUUGCUCAGUCAUUCCGAUUUAGUCAUUAUUUUGUAAGCUGGUUUUCCGCUGGUACUUCGUUAUUGUCGGGUAUUGAUUCUGGUAUUAUCGCUGAUUGGAUUCAUAUCGAACUGCCUCGUUCUCUCGUAGACGUUGUUGUUUCAUGGAAUAUACCUAUGCAUCGGUUUUUACAUCAGUAUAUAUUUGGGGAGAUUAAAAAAUAUGGCUCUGCAGUUGCAAUUUUCAUCACUUACGUUGUUAGUUCUCUUUUUCAUGGCAUCAAUUUCCAGUUAUCUGCAGUGCUACUUUCGCUGGGAUUCUACACAUAUGCUGAGACAAAACUGAGAAGUAAAUUGAGUCGUUGCAUAGACUCAUGUGUUCGUGCAAGGAAAUGUCGCAAAGAGUGUCACCAUAAAUAUAAAGAGAAUGCUUUAAGUACGCUAGCCAUCAAUGUGAUGUUUCGAAUUCUAGCUCUCAUACAUUUGGUGUACCUCGGAAUGGCAUUUGAUGACAGUACAGCAGAAACGGGGUAUUCCUGGAGACAUACACUUUCGGUAUGGGCUGAUUCUUAUUACUUUAGCCAUAUAGUCGGACUAUUUUCGUUGUUACUGGCUUUCUAA